This is a messenger RNA of Dermacentor andersoni, 2481 nucleotides long. Its product is annotated as cuticle protein 10.9-like. Gene Ontology annotation, cellular component: extracellular matrix. Lineage: Eukaryota; Metazoa; Arthropoda; Arachnida; Ixodida; Ixodidae. The record is from RefSeq and is a predicted model, not a curated record.
CACUGCUGCUCGAACAAGACCGUGCAGACCUUCUUCUGUUCCUCUUAGCUUCUCUGUCUUCUGCGGGAGAAUCGCCUUCUAAGGCGCCACGAACGAAGGAAAAAUAAUCAUGUACAAGCACGCAAUACUCGCCGUUCUCGCAUGCAGCGCCUACCUGGUCCUUGAAACCAGUGCCCAGACGUUUCUGGCUGCACCGCCGGCCGUCGUAGCCGCCCCCGUGGAGGUGCCCCAGCCGUACUCUUUCGGCUACGUCUCCAACGACAUCGAGGGCAGCCACGGCCACGAGGAGACCGGUGACGGCAGCGGCCGCGUGUCCGGCCGUUACUCCCUGAGCCUCGGCGACGGGCGCACCCGUGUGGUCACCUACGUGGCCGACGAGUUCGGCUACAGGGCCGACGUGGUGACCAAUGAGCCCGGCACCGAGUCCAGGCCGGCCGCUGACACCACCUUCACUUCCAGCGCACUUUCCGGACCAGACGCUGCCGCCGCCUACGAGUCCACCAGGCUCGGUGGUGUCGUUGUUGGCCGUGCCUAAAUGAUGACAGCAGAAGGAGACCCGCUCUAGACGACAAAACACACAAACGUACACGACACCUUACACAAGAGACCGUGGUCAUCUCCAGAGACGAGCAGCCAAGUUCGAGGCGAAGCGUGCAAUUUAAGCCUUUCUGAUUCUGACGAACGAUGCUAGAUCGCUCUAUAGCAAGUAGAUGUGUGCAGUAUGUGCUAGAAAUCUCCCCGAACUUGGCUGCACUACGCAGCUUCCCUGCUUCUUGAUACUUCGUACCGCGUUACUUCUCUGCACCCCGCUGCCCCUUCCCUCUACUGGUCGCAACGACUUCGAUGCUUGGGAGGUCCUAACUACGUUGAGAAGAAACACAAACAUUAACACCGCCCUUGCCUCGCAGUUGUUGCGAUGAAAUGCGCCUACCACGUGUCCUUCUCGUCUACUUUCUCCCAACACUAUUGCAGCUUCCUUACUUUGCCAAGCUCGUACUGUCUACGUCUCCCGUGUUCUCUUUUAUCCGUUCGUCUUUGUUGAGCUCCUCAAACGGCAGCGUUGCAAGUACUUUCUGUUCUCGCAAAACAAAGCAGGUAGCAAAAUACUCUCCUAAGCUCUUUCACUUCAUCUACCCUGCUGGCUUUUCUGGGCUCUGGGAAGAGCAAACCGUGCAGUAGUUCACGUCCAUAUUUGUCGUCUCUGUCCAAGAAUACUUGUUGCCUGUAGUUCCUUGUGCCAUAUCCCUUAAGGCUUUCUCCCGCACUCUAUCCCAUUUUCCUCAAACUGUUCUCCCUCUCUCUUCACACCUACGUUGUUUUGUCCUUUGUUCUAUAGUGGAAGCGACGUGUUCUUCGUCUCAAAUGGCUAGUGGUACAUUAACGUCAGAGAAACAAACGUUACAUCUACACGAACAGUAGGUUCCCUUUGCUCCCAGAUGGAAACACUUUCAGCAUUGAUACCAGGGUCCACACAAAAUGAUUUCUUGACGACAUUGCGGCGCGCAUUGCUACAUGCGGUGUGUCGCUGCUCUAAAUUUAACUUAUUCUGCCCAUUCGCACAAGGAUACAAGCUGCUCAGGACGGAAACAUUUUCUUGUUUAACGGCUAAACCUUACUCCAGAAACACAAGAACAAGAAAACGACAGACACACCAAGCAUUUUGUAUUUUACAUAACAAGCCACACACUUUUGUAACACUCACCUUCAGACGAAUAUCGUACACUUUCCACAUCACUUAGCCCCCUUAUUGGUGUCAGUGCGGAGAGCUGAUUAUUUACUUGAAGAACCUGUUAUAACUAGAUUUUUAUUCGUCACCAAGCGCUCAUGUCAGCCGGGCAUGUGCUGCAAUAUAGGUGAACGGAUUCUUCAGUUGUGGUCGUGCUUCGCAUCUUAACAACUUUCACGGAUACCUGGAGUAUUUCGCUGACCUGAACGGAUUCUCUCCAUGCGAAUUUCCCGCGCUGCCUCGCUCAUUUCAGCGUUUCAGUUGCAAAACCUUUCGUUUGGCCUUUUGGUUUGAAACACGUUCCAUUGUUGUUGUUUUGGAACAAUGUCAUGUUCUACGGCUAGUCGAAACGAGUACGAGUCUUUGUCAAAUAAUUCUAGUGAAACGAAAGAUCGACUACUUUAUGCAAUGAUGCCCUCGGAGCACAUGUAGCGUGAGAGAGCCGGGUGGCAGUAACGGCAAGCUCUCGGAGCGUCGUUUGAAUGUUGCUUGUCGACAUUUUCAUUUAAACGCCUUCAGCUAGUCUGAUCAACACUGAACAUUGCCUGCUGAGCGGUGUAGCUACCUGCAGGGACGGGGUUGGAUCUCGAAUAUAGGGGUAGUAAUAUCGGCCCAUGGCCGACGGUCUACUGACCUCGAUGUACGCGCGAAAAGCAACCAUGAUUAAUUAGCGCAUACUCGUAUUACUUAUGUGACAUACUUUUGCAUGUAACAACUACAGAAUUUGAAAGUCGGAAAUAAACUACGUUUCUCUA